AUGUCCACGCCGGCCCAGGUGGACGUCCAGAUCAAGGCGAUCUACGGCCAGAUAGAUGCGGGAUUCGCGGACAAGAAAAAACUGGAGGGCGACCCCGCGGAGGCGACCGCGUUCGUCAAGACCCUCACCAAGAAGAUGGCCGAGUCGAAGUCCCUCAUUAAGGAGUACGAGCGCGUGAGCCAGGAGGACCCUUCCGUCGACCCCGAGCACACGGCGCAGCGCAAGCGCGAGAUGGUCAAGCAGCUGAACGAUUACGUCCAGCGGAAGAAGGCGGCGCAGGCGGACAUCGCCGCGAGGCAGGAGCAGCUGGAAGCCGCGGCGGGCGCGUCGCCAGCGCCGGGUGCCAAGAAAAAAGGGGAUCCCAAGCCGGACCCAUUCGCCGCCGCGAGGGACGCGGCGGAACGGGAGAAGCAGAACCCUUUCUCGUCGUCGGGCGCGGCGUCGACGUCGUCGGAGCCGGCGGUGGCCGGGGCGGCGGACGCCGGCGCGGGCGGGGGGUCCAAGUUUUCGAAGUUUUCGAAGGGUUCCAAGGGUGGCGCGGCGGCGGCGGCGGCGCAGUCGGAGAUUGUCGCACCCGGCGAGAUCGAGCUGCAGGGGAUGCAGACGGAGGAGCUCCUGGUGUACGGCCGGGAUAAGAUCAAGGACACCGAUGCCAUCAUCGACCGUAGCAAGGCGACCGUCGCGAGGACCAUCGAGCUGGGCACGCAGACCGCUGAACAGCUUCGGAAUCAGACGCAGCAGAUGGAAAAGGUGGUGGACGACCUCGACGAGAUUCACUUCUCCUUGAAGAAGAGCAUGAAGGUCAUCAAGGACCUGACGCGGGGUUUGGCGACGGAUAAGUGCAUCCUCACCUUACUCUUCAUCGUCGUCAUGGGCGUCGUGGCGAUCAUCGCGGUGAAGAUGGCGGGUCUGGACAAGGACGACGAGGUUGCGAAAGUCAGGCGGUUGUACUCCAGGAGGCUGCUGCUGGAACCCGAAGACGUCUUCCACCGCGAGACGGCGCACGAGCCGUGGCGGGGUACGACGCAUCGUCAUCGUCAUUAG
Molecule: messenger RNA, 1044 nt
Organism: Micromonas commoda
Lineage: Eukaryota; Viridiplantae; Chlorophyta; Mamiellophyceae; Mamiellales; Mamiellaceae
Exons: 2
Coding region: 1-1044 (347 amino acids)
Biological process (GO): retrograde vesicle-mediated transport, Golgi to endoplasmic reticulum; vesicle fusion
Cellular component (GO): endoplasmic reticulum membrane; late endosome membrane; ER to Golgi transport vesicle membrane
Molecular function (GO): SNAP receptor activity; SNARE binding
Source: RefSeq, a predicted model, not a curated record